AUGCACAUCCUGGGCUGCACAAUGCUCCUGCUGCCUCUUCUCCUGAACACGGCGUUGGGCUCCAAGCUGUGUCCCAGCCACUGCCUGUGCUACGAGUCCUCUCACCUGGUGGACUGCCGGUAUCUCGGUCUGGUCCGGGUCCCUCCCGGUGUCCCCCACGGCAUGUGGCUGCUGGACCUGAGUGGGAACGAGCUGACUGAGGUACACACCAGAUCCUUCCUGGGUCUUUGGUCUCUGAAGAUCCUCCUGAUGUCCAACAACAGCAUCCAGACUCUGCAGCCACAGUUUCUGGAGAGGUUGGACCUGAGUUUCAACCGGCUCCGUGGGCUCCCUCAGGACUUCUCUCAGGGUCUCUUCUCCCUCCAGGAUCUCCAGCUGGACCACAACCUGCUGAAGCACCUGGACUCCACCUCACUGGACGGUUUUGAAAAACUGAGGAAACUGGACCUCAGUUACAACCACAUCCGGGCGAUAGACGUCGGAUCUUUUGGCAGCCUGUCUCGACUGAGCCUCCUCAACCUGUCAGGAAACCGGCUGAACGUUCUCAAAGACGGCCUGUUGAGCAUGCAGCUCCAUCUGGAGGUGCUGCUGCUCGACCACAACAACAUCUCCCUCAUCGAGACAGAAGCUCUUUCUCCUUUGCGCAGUCUGACGCUGUUUGGUCUCCAGGGAAACCACCUGCAGCACAUCAGGUUCAAGACCUUCCUGAAGCUCCAGACCACCUCCACCCACCUUCAGAUGUCCAUCAACCCCUGGACCUGUGACUGCGAGCUGCAGCGCGUCUUCAGCAAGAUCCUUCACGUUCGACAUCUGAAUGUGGACGACUACAAUGACAUCAUCUGCCGUGCUCCUCCUCUGCUAGCCGGGAGCUCCCUGGCAUCCCUGGACAGCCAGCUGUGCGUCGCUGAGACGGCCACAGUGCUCGUCAUCACCAUCACCGUGUUGCUGGCUGUGAUCGGAACCCUGAUCAAAGCGGAGCACGACCGCAAGAACAAACAGGCCGCAAGUGACACAGACUCAGAGAGACAGGACCGAUGA
This is a messenger RNA of Anoplopoma fimbria (sablefish), 1038 nucleotides long. RefSeq names its product reticulon-4 receptor-like 2. NCBI's taxonomy places the organism in Eukaryota, Metazoa, Chordata, Actinopteri, Perciformes, Anoplopomatidae. The record is from RefSeq and is a predicted model, not a curated record. The transcript is spliced from 2 exons. The coding region runs from base 1 to 1038 and encodes 345 amino acids. Gene Ontology annotation, molecular function: protein binding.